This is a messenger RNA of Astrephomene gubernaculifera, 2863 nucleotides long. Lineage: Eukaryota; Viridiplantae; Chlorophyta; Chlorophyceae; Chlamydomonadales; Astrephomenaceae. The record is from the annotation of a GenBank genome assembly.
GGAAACCUACAUCAACUCUUAGUUACAAUGGAGGCAUCACAAAGUCCGUCAAGGACCCUUGCCGAUGUGCUUCGGCAAAUUGACACACAUGCCGCUGACGCUCUCCACUGCCAUUUACGUAAGCUACGCUGUUUAAGACAGGCUCGCUUAGCGUUCCGUCAGUUCCGUGACAUUACAGAUGGCAGUGUUCAGGAAGCUCACGUCCUGGUCACGGAAGAUGCCGCGCGACAGCACAACGCCGGCACACUACCGAACUUCUCACGUUGGCCUCGCCUGAAAACGGUCAACGUCAUUAUACAGCCAACUAAUGUUGACGGCAGCGACUUCAAUGACCUGCUCUUGUUGCCGUUCACUCGCGAACAGCCUGCUACCCGGGAGCGCAUUACCACCCUGACCAUGCAGCUCAAGAACUACUGUGAGGUCAGCCGCGUUGAGGCGUCCAUAGCUUCGGUGGCGCACUGGCUUCCAUCGCUGGAGGUGCUGAAGGUCCAAGACGUCAUGCUGCUGUUCGAUGGCAUCGAACAGGAGUCAAUGUUCCGCGAGCUUGCCACGUUGCGCAACCUAAGAAGCCUUGAGCUGUCCGACUGCCGUGGCCUGGAGCACGUGGAACUCCUCGCCGGCAGCUUGCAGGAGCUAAAUGUUGACAUGAGGGGUGGGGACAGGACCGGUCAGCUGAGCAGCGAAGCAGUGGAGUCACUCGCACGGCUGCAGCAGCUGACGUUUUUAAAGUUUGCCAAAUGUGUUACGCCAAGCCUUGAUGAGUUAGCCGAAGAAGAGGGUUCUGUUGUCGGUGGCCGCGGCAUGCAGCUGCUGCUCUCCAACCUGCCUCCCUCCCUAAAGACACUGGAACUGGACUGGAGCACCGUGGAUAGCCCCCCACUGCAAUUGGCCACGGAACUCAAACUGGAGCUCCGAAACCGCACCUGCACUCGCUUGUGGCUGGGGAGCGAGUACAGCUUCCCCGUGUACUCUUUGCAGCUGGCCCGCGUGGCGGCGCUGCUGCUGUCUGGGUGCCUGCAGGUGCAGCUGCAGGAGCUGUCACUGCACCAGCUGCUCCUGCUGCCUGAGGAGGGCGAACAAUUCCCUGAGCUGUCGGAGUCGGGACCGCUGCGGAAGCUCCUAAGGUGCGGUGCACGCAGCGGUGCAAGCAGCGGGACGGAGGUGAGGAUGUGCGUCAACGUGCUACAAGCCUCGGCGCCCUCCCAUGUGCUGGCGUGGAUGGCGCUGCUUGGCAAGCCGUGGACGCUAAAACUAACGGGUGUACGGCAGGAUCUCAUCAAGUUAAAGCUGCGUGGGGUCGACGGUGCACCGGGUUUGGAGGCUGCCCAGCCGGAUACACCAGCUGCAGCUGCCCCCUCGGCACUACCAGAAGCGCCUUCAGCGGCCGACAUGGCUGCAUGCGUGCUGGGGCGUUUGAAAGGGACGCGGUUCAAUUCCCGCUUCCUGCUGCUGCAAGGGCCCGCAGUGAGCGUUAUGCUUUGGCAGCCGCAAACCCUCGUGCCUUUCCUGGAAGGUGUUCAGCGGCAUGCGGUAGCAGGCGACGGAUCCAAUCCUGCCAGCCAUCGAGAGCUCCUCCGGUCCUACAAAACACUGCCGCCGUUUUCAGGCACCCGGGCAGCGGUAUUGCUGGAGUGCAUUAGAGAAAAAGCAGCGGUGGCGGUGGCGGCGGGAAUUGCGAUUGGAGCGGUCUCUUACGAGCCAGAUGCGCUGCAAGUUCUGCCAGUCCAGGCUACGGGCGGACGCGAGGGCGGGCACAGCGCGCAUGCGGUUGUGGUGUCUGCCAUGCAGCAGGAGCUUCAGGCGAUGUGGGACAAUGAGGCCGCCCGGCGCCGGGCGGGCGAGCAGGAGUGGCUGCGGCAGCUGCUGGGGGUGUGGAGCGAGCUCAAGCCGUGGUUGACAACUUGCGGGUGGUUGUAGGUGGUAGCGGAGGGCGGCGGUCAGGCGGUAGUUGGAGCUGUUGUUUGUUGGGUCGUCGGAUGUCCAUUUGGCGGCUGUAGUGUGGCAGUGGAUGUUGCUGGUAUUACAAUUUACAGAUCAGCUUUUGGCAUGGUUGUUGCUGCGCCUUCGUUGCUCAUGUGUGAGUGGGAUGCUCCUGGGAUUUGGAUGCAUGCGUGGUUUUAGGGGCGAGGGGCGAGGGAUUAUUGGGGCGGGGCACACGCAGCGCUGGAUCGGCGUCAUGCAGGUUGGCUCCAUGUAUCGGUGCAGUGUGCUUCGCUGCGGCUGCACGGGGGUGGCAUGUUGUGGGUGGCGCCAUUGCAGCGGUUAGCCUGCUGACUGGCGAGGCUGCAGUCACGUUGCGGCAUCAUUGCAUCUUGCACCUAUUACGGCUUGUUGUGCUUUAUGUCUCGUACUUGCUUUCGUUACAAGGUCCGCUCCGAUUUAAUUUUCCCGCUUUUUUCGGUGUUGUAUCUUCGUAUUCUGGAUAAGCGAAUUGUUAAUCCUAAUGGACGGUUGGUCAUUGUUGUUACCCGGUAAUCAUUAGGUACGUCGACAAGCUCUAAUUGUCAGGCGCUUGCAGUGCGUUCCGCGGCCUUACCGGCUGCUCCUCACUGGACCACGGGUCGCUUAGCCGUCCGUCGCAGCUCUGCUAGUUGGGUACUGGUACCAUUAGCAGGUGGCGUCACUGUAGCCCACACUCUCACCGACACAUGUUGGUCGAAUGCGAAUCGGCAUUUGUACAAUAGAACGUGACGUGUCUAUGUUUUCUUGUUUUGUGUCUAGGCUGUCGCCAAUUGAUGUUGCGACAGGAUGCGUAUACCACAUUGCCUUUAUGUGUACUGGUUCUUCGGCAGUUUUCUUGCCGCUGUUGGGUGGCUCCAUUGUUGGGGGUACGACACCCAAACAUGUUGACAUCCCCACUCCG